Messenger RNA from Galdieria sulphuraria, 1213 nucleotides. RefSeq names its product protein disulfide-isomerase. The record is from RefSeq and is a predicted model, not a curated record. The transcript is spliced from 4 exons. Gene Ontology annotation, cellular component: endoplasmic reticulum lumen. The coding region runs from base 41 to 1189 and encodes 382 amino acids. Gene Ontology annotation, molecular function: protein disulfide isomerase activity; protein-disulfide reductase activity. Gene Ontology annotation, biological process: response to endoplasmic reticulum stress. NCBI's taxonomy places the organism in Eukaryota, Rhodophyta, Bangiophyceae, Galdieriales, Galdieriaceae.
GAGAACGAGACUGUAUUGAGUAUUAGAAAUCCUUUUCAGAAUGGCAGAAACUUGUCAAACUUUUAUUCAAUACCAUGCCUUAAAGUCGCUUUCUUUUCGUUUUUGGCUUUCUAUUUCUGCAUACAUUUUGGUUUAUUAUGUUUACUUUGUACAUUGUUUACCAUAUGAUAACUAUUCAAAUGUUAUUGAGCUAGAUCAGCGUACUUUUGAAAAGGAAGUUUUAGGCUCUUCGGAGAACUGGCUAGUCGAGUUUUACGCUCCUUGGUGUGGUUAUUGCAAGCAGCUAGAGCCGGUUUACAAAAAAGUUGCGAGUAGAUUGAAGGACGCUGUAAGAGUUGGUGCUGUGAACGCAGAAAAGUAUCCAAAUCUUUCCCAAAGAUACCAAGUUCGAGGUUUUCCAACAAUUUUUUUGUUUCGUUUAUCCAACAAAAAGAACAAAAUACCUGUUGAGUAUCAGGGAGACAGAACUAGCAAGUCUUUGUUAAGUUUUGUAGAAGAAAGAAUUCCUUCGUUUGUUGCGCAAGUGAAGAGUGCUGGAAUAGAACCUUUCUUGAGAAAUGAACCGGAACUUCCUCACGUAUUGUUGGCAACCAUGAGGAAGGCACCCUCUGUGCUAUUGAAAGCAUUGUCUUCAACUUAUGCAGAAUCUAUUAUUUUCGGAAUUAUUCACAAGGAUGACAUAGAUUCAGAGCUCAUGAAACUAUAUGGUAUUGAGAAGUAUCCUGUACUGUUAGGAUUUCAGCCCAAUAGCAAGGCAACUAGUCUUCCAGAUACUUUUCAUUUAGAACAUAUGCAAAGAAAGGAUAUUCAUGGAUUUCUGAAACAAGUUUUAAGCAAAGCCAAGUUGAAUUCAUCAGCAACCUCCUCGGAUGAUAUGAAGAACGUUUCGAAUAAGUUUGGAGUCGAUAACUGGAAUAAAAUCGUAUCAGACUGUCUUGCACACAAAGAGAAGAUAUGUAUUCUUUUCAUUUUCUGUGCUAAUGACGAAUUUGCUCUGCUCUUUUGGAAGAAUUUGACUUCAAGAUACCGAGACUCCAUAUUCCAAUUUUCUUCAAUUACUUGGGAACAUUGUCCUAAACGUUGGCUUGAAGAAUUUGGUACGGACUCGAGUGUUUGUUUCAACUCAACUCUGGUAGCAUGGAAAAUGAGGUGCGUUAUUCUGUUGUUGCUGAACGUGCUUUCUUUGUGACAUCGAUUUUUAGUAACAUGAAAU